Closterium sp. NIES-67 is the source of this 3703-nucleotide messenger RNA. NCBI's taxonomy places the organism in Eukaryota, Viridiplantae, Streptophyta, Zygnematophyceae, Desmidiales, Closteriaceae. The record is from the annotation of a GenBank genome assembly.
GUCGAAGCACUUCGCUGCCAUCUCGCUCGAAUGACCCAUUCCUGUCUGCAAAACUCCGCUGGGAGAAUUUGAGCGAGAAUUGCCUGGUUUUCACCAGAGUCUGAAAUCGGGCCAUCCUACUCGUGGUUCUUUUUUUCGUCUCCGGGGCUAGUGGGCAGAUUUCGGGGGGCGAAGUUACGCGCAGCUGAGGUCUAGCGUAAUUGAUCGCUUGCAGACACACCCUUCUUCCAGGCAGACAUGUCUCAAUUGCGUCAGUAGUAAUGAAUUCGCACCUGCCGUGCUCGCAGUAUCAGCCACGGCUCAAGCAUCAAUCGCGGGACAGCCUAUUGCCUUAGCACGGAUUUUCGGCAUUUGUCGACGCCAUGUCCUCGUACAAGUCCACUCGAGGCCAGGCACGGAGGCAGCUGCUUCCAGACAUCUCCCUUCUGGCAGCUCCAGCUCUCAAGGCGUCCUCGCUGAAUCCUCCACUUGCCGUGCUACCUGAGGCUGCAGCAGCAAGCAGCAGGAAGCGUAGCGACCUAGCGGUGGCAGUACCGCCUCGCACGUCCUUCUCAUCUUUCUGGUCGCAACUUUCUCCCCUACCUGCUACCGCAUGUCCGACUGCAGAGCCUGGAGGUGACGCUGCUGAUCAACCUACUGGCCAAAUAACGGAUUCACAUGCUGAGAGUGUCAGCUCCGGUGAACAGUAUCAGUCGGACGAGAGCAGUGAGAUGGUGACGCCGACAUUGACAAUAAGUGGUUCGUGGCAAGUGUUUCCUCUGUCGGUGCCAUCUGCAACCUUAUCAUCAUCCUUGUCGCCAUCCUCCUCUUCUCCUUCAUCUCUACCAUCUCCUUAUUCCGCAACGGAAUCCGCAUCACCACCAAUGUCACCACCUUCGCCUACAACAUUACUGCACGCCAACAAUCCUUUUGCUGGCGAAUCCCCCUGCGCGGACAGUAGCGACCCUCAUUCCGCGAGUUCUCUUGCAGUGGCCAAGAUCAGGAGGGCGAGAGAGCGGGAGAGAGCGGACCGGCUGGAGCUUGAAGUUUCUGCACUGAAGGCGGAGCUGGCAGCAUCACGGGAGGAGACGCGCAUGAAGGUGGAGGAGUACGAGGCAGCCAUUGACGCCCUCAAGGCUUCGCUGGCCCGGCUGAUGCGAGAGCACGCAGAGGAGCUGGAACAGCUGCGGGCUCUGCUGGAAGAGGCAGCAUCUGCUGCCAAGGCCACCCUUGCAGACGAGGCAUCAAGCGUGGAGGGUGUCCAGCCUGACUGCGAGGAGGGCGGCAUGGGCGCUGCAGAUGCCAAGGAUAUGGCCGGAUGGCAUGGGGACGAGGCCGAUGGCAGAGGAUGUGAAGGACGCACAGGGGGAGAGGAUGUGGAGGAUGAGGAGGGGAAGGAGGGGAGCAGCAUGGUGGAGCGAGAGAAAGGUAGCAGGGAGACUGGCGCCGAUGUUCGUGUGGUGAGAGAAUGGAGUGAUGAUGGUAGCACGUGCAGCAGCAUGGAUGGCUGCAAAGUGGAAGCUCUCAGUGAGGCAGUGGUGCUGAUCCAAGGAUGCGAGCCAGCAGAAAAAGGCGAGGAGUGGACGAAGGCACAUGGGAGCGUGGAGUGGCUGCAGCAGCAGUUGCAGGAGAGCCAAGCACGAGUGGCAGAGUUAGAGCAAGAGGUGGUGGUGCUGGGAGAGCGGCUGCUGGAAGCCAGGAAGCGAGUGACAGCAGGCAUGGUGCAGAUGGAGAUGAUGAGCCUGGGAGGCGGAAGGACCAGACUCCAUACCUUGCCUGAUCUGGAUGCGCAUGCUGUGGAGACGCCUGACUGUGAUGAUGACUAUGAUGACGGUAGCACCUGUGAUGGUGCUGACAUUUUGUGCGUACAAGAAAUCGCAUCUGCCACCACUUCUGUUGCAACUGCUCGGGCUGACAUCUGUCUCUCCAUGGAUUCAGUCAGCAGCCAAGUGGAUAUCGAGGAGGACCACGUCUGCAGGACUGACGAUCAAGCCAAGGCUAUCAGAGCACAUGCUGCAGUGAGUUCUUCUGCGGAUGCCCAUGGCAGCAGUAGUUCGUUGGGACCCUGUGAAGCAGUAGAUGUGGGAGCUAGUGACAGCCUUGGAGAGACGGCGGAGGGUGAAGAGCCUGCCAGCGUCUUAACAGAGAGGAAGGUUCGGUUCAGAGAAUGUGUGGAGGUCUUUGGGAGUGAGGGCGAAUCCUUGGUCUGCACAGAACACAUGCUGCUCUCAGAGGAGGGAAGCUGGGACUGGCUUGACCGAAAACGGACGCGAGACAGGCAGAGCGAGUGGUGGCCCACUGGGCAGAGUGUGAGGGAGCAACGGAAGCUGACAGAAUCCGUCUCAGAUAACGGCUACGCCUGGCGGGAUUUAGAGACACAGUCUGAGCACGGAUACGACUGGGAGAUCGGGUACGCCACGAACGACAUGCUGGGGGAACAACGGAAUGGGCAGCAAGGGAAGCGGAGGGAGAUGCUGGUGGAGCAGAUGGAGGCUCAGGUGCAGUGUGUGGAGGAACGGCUGGGGGAGUACUGCUCCGACGUUGCAGGGCACAUGAAGGUGGACGUGCAGGCUCUGGCGCUCCAGCUGCUCUAUGGGAUGGAGAGCUGGCAAGGCUGGAAGAAGAAGAAGGGCUCAGCUGCGGUUCCAAUGGAGGCACGGGAUACACGUGCUUGUGCUGCGGUUUCUGGUGCAGACAGCGCAGCGGCUGCAAUUGAGAGCUGUGAUGAGGCUUGUACGGAGUCUGGGUUUGUCCCACGACCGCUAGAUGUGGUGGCAGCGUGUGUGAGCGAAGUCAUGUUUGAGGAUUUCGAGUGCGAUGGGUUCCAGAGAGCAGCAUACUGUGAAUUUGUGACUGAGAGCGAGAGGUGUGCUUGCAACUAUGACAGGUUCCUGGUGCAGCGCUGGAGGCGGGGGCCCAUGCAUCCUUUGAGGGAACCAAAGUUCGUGAGUUUUUGUGAGAGGAAGGCGGAGAGGGUUGCUGAUGUGCUGGUGGGGGCGAUGCUUGCUCUCUCACCGUUGCCUGAGAAGCAUGCCGUCAGCUUAUCCAGGAGUGAUAGCUCUGGCAGCAAUUCCACCAGCAGUAGCAGCAGCAGCAGUGACAGUUUCAGCAUGGAGGACAGCACAGACAGAGACUCCCCUCUUAGUGGAACCACAUGGGCGACAGACACCAUAUCCAGUGACGAGGCUUGCCAUAAUGGCAGCAACAGCUGCAACAGUGGCAACAGUGGUGGUGAUGGUGGCAUAGACACGAUACUCUGUGGCAGUGACAUUCUCUCAGAGAAGUUUGUGGCUCUUGCUCGAGCAGUAUGGGCACUUCAUGCUCUGGCAUGGGCUUUUUCAGAGCCCGCUCGUAUUUAUCGUCUUCAGCCGUUUUCACCCUUCAACUCAUCCUUCAUGAGGGCUGUGAACCGCGAGUGGAUUGUGCAUGGGGCGCUUCACAAGCAGCAUAUGGCGGCCUUUGCCAUUUUGCCAGCAUUCGUUGUUGGAGGUGUGGUUCUAUGUGGGAAGGUCAUUAUCACCGUUCAGGAGAAACACAGAUGGUUGGAGUGAGCCAGGAACACAUUAGCGUGUCAGCUGUUUGCGUAGAUGGGAUAGGGGGCUAGAAGUCUCAUCGCUGCAUGGUGCUGUGCCUCCUCCCCACAACCAAUUUAGUCGAAAGCUGCCUUUUGUGGCUUAGUAAGAAUGUUCAUGUUUCAGAUAAAUAAUAAGAAGGCACACACCUC